This is a messenger RNA of Phymastichus coffea, 1218 nucleotides long. RefSeq names its product LHFPL tetraspan subfamily member 2 protein. The record is from RefSeq and is a predicted model, not a curated record. Gene Ontology annotation, cellular component: membrane. Lineage: Eukaryota; Metazoa; Arthropoda; Insecta; Hymenoptera; Eulophidae. The transcript is spliced from 5 exons. Bases 329 to 991 code for a protein of 220 amino acids.
CUCGCUCUUCGCCGACUGCUCUCUGGCUCAGUUUGGCUCGACACAUCGUCCGCGCCGGUCGCGCCCCAACUCGUAUUGCACACUCCCGAAUAGUCGCGAAAUUCGCGCGACGCCAGCUGCGCCAGUGCGUGCGGUGCGCGAUUAUGCGCGCGGAACAGCCCCGCUCUAUUAGGCUGUAGGGCUUCCUUGGACAACUCUGACUCGCCAUGGAUUAACCCUCUUCUCCGAAUUGGACUGAAGAUGCGACCGAAGAGGACGUGUCGGGCGGCAGAGAGCGCUCGGACAAAAGUCAGCGAAUAAUCGGGCGGCCAAGCUGAAGCGCGCGAGGAUGUGCUGCUACGUGAUAGUGACGGGGCGCAGCCUGGCCUGGACGCUGCUCUCCCUGCUGGCGUUCAUGGCGGUGCUAUCGGCUGUGAUCACGCCCAGAUGGCUGGUGGGCCCGCCGAAGACCAUCGACACUCCCAGCGGUGCCGAACUGUACGCACCGUCGGAGGGCAUCUACAACCGCUGCACCAGACUCUUCGGGCGCAAUCACUGCGCCAACUUCAACAUGGAGGGCAUGGCUACCGACUCGUCGGUCUUCCCCACCUUCUGGAAAUUGUCUCUGUUCUUCAUGUCGCUGGGGCUUGCCAUCAUGGGAUCGACCGUCGUCACUGCUCUGCUCGGAUGCUGCGUGCAGAGUGUCGGCAGGAAGAGUAUCUUCAAUCUCUCUGGAGUUGCCCAAGCUAUUGCCGGAAUCGCUUAUUUACUUGGCAUGAUAUUUCACGCUGGUGGAUGGGGCGCUGACAGAGUGCGUAGGAUCUGUGGCAUUGAAGCCGAUGCAUUUUACUUGGCCAAUUGCUCUUUAGGAUGGGCAUUUUAUUGCGCCGUAGUGGGCAUUGUGUUGACAUUUGCGUGCGCGAUUUUUAGCGGCCAAGCUGAAAAAUCUACCGCAAGCGACAGAGUCCAAGAUAAAAUGAACGAAGGCAAAAGUCUGAUAUGUCUUGUUUAAGAGUAAAACUGACUUACUGAUAAAACAAUCUGCUCGAUGAGAUUACACUGAGCUGUACGGAAGACGUACGCGCAAAAAAUUUCUAGUAUGAAUUCCAGGUGCCAUUUACAAAUAUAUAUUACAGCCUUUAUUUAUACAUCUAUUCAAUCACCCGUUGUCUCAAUGUUUAUAUUCGUAACAAAGUCGUGUCUACAUUUUUAUUGUUAGAUAGCAUAAUUUAGCUGUAA